Molecule: messenger RNA, 2266 nt
Organism: Exophiala mesophila
Lineage: Eukaryota; Fungi; Ascomycota; Eurotiomycetes; Chaetothyriales; Herpotrichiellaceae
Exons: 5
Coding region: 1-1971 (656 amino acids)
Biological process (GO): DNA-templated transcription; regulation of DNA-templated transcription
Molecular function (GO): zinc ion binding; DNA binding; DNA-binding transcription factor activity, RNA polymerase II-specific
Source: RefSeq, a predicted model, not a curated record
AUGGGUCCUACAAAGGGUCAAACAUCAAACUCCGCGCCUCGGCGUAGUCGCGCAUCGGCUGCUUGCACAGGCUGCCGACAGAAGAGGAAAAAGUGUGUCACCCAGCCCGACGAGACCGCUUGCGAUCACUGCAAGGACAGCGGCUUGCCGUGUGUCUUUCUCGGUGAUGAUGAGCGUAGAAAGCCUCGAUCUCGACAUUUCACACAAUCAUUACUCGAGCACAUUGAACUCCUUGAAUCACGGCUGAAAGAAGUGGAAAGAGAAUCUCCACGCCAAUUGGACCCUUCCCUUCCUCACCCCCAGAGGCAAACACUGUCACAAGAGUCUCUUCAGCCUAGUAUUCUCCCUUUUGGUUCGGACCUGCAUGUGGCAACUGGACCGGAUGGAACUGAAGUCCCUGGAGUUCCCGUGCCAUCCCACUCAAGCGGGCAGGCAUCGAGCUUAACACCGGGUACUAAUGUACUAUCAGCUGAUGAGUAUUCCAUGCUUGAUGUAAGCUCCUCGGAUCGAGGCCAAGUCCGCGCCAGUGCACCCUCCCUCCAUUCGCUUCUCUUCACAACGUCUCGACUACAAUAUAGUAGCACCACAGGGCAGCUGUCAUACCUUGGCCCUGUGGAGAGACUCCAACAUUAUGGCGAUGGUUCUAUGCAGUCUCCAGGUACUCCUCCAGGCUCGUGGCAUAUGCAAAGACGACUCAGUCAUAUCAUCAGCGAGCUGGACCAGGAGACGUAUGAUUAUCUGAUGACCUGCUUCUGGUCCUCCUACAAUGACCACCUAAACAUUGUUGACCAGGAUGCGUUUCAACAACACGAGAUCGAGGAUGGCGACCAAUUGCACUAUUCAAUCUUUUUACACCUGUGUUGCCUGGCUAUGGGCUUCACAUUUGCGGACAAGUCCCGACCGGAUAUCCAAGCCCUGGUUAGAGGAAACAGAGAUAGCAUCUUCCAUGGAAAUGCUCGCUAUAUGGUCGAACCUGAACUGAAGAAACCCCACCGCCUGUCAACCAUUCAGUCUCUCCUUCUUCUCAGCCAUCUGGAGUGUGCUGGGGGCAACGAUAGGAUGAGUUGGAUGUAUGCUGGUCUUGCUUGUCGGUUUGCAUUCGAGAUAGGGUUGACACUAGAUCAUUCGAAGUCGAGUAUACCUCAACGGGAAAUCGAAAACCGUCAGUCACUUCUUCAGGCAUGUGUGUUCUAUGACAGGAUGUGGGCUACGAUCUCGGGGCACCCUAUCGUCAUCGACCGAUCUGAUUUGCUGUUCACCAAGCCGAGUUACAAGUCCUCAGAAUCACAGGAUUCCACCUCUCCUCCCAGAGUGCAUCAAUCUGGACAGGUCGACAAGCAAUCAUGUGACGCCCUCUGGAAACUGAUGGAGCUGGCAACCAAAGUACCUAGGCACGCCAACCUAGUAGCUCCUAAUCAGACUUACGGAGGAGAUCCCUCUCAUUUGCUGGCAACAGCCACUUUACAUGAAGAACUCCAGUUCUGGCAAAAGGAACUUCCGGCUCGACUAAAAUGGAACCUAGAGCAUAAUCCUAAACUGUCACUAUCAUGUCUCUUUUUACAUCUCUUCUUCCAUCAUACCAUUCUCCGCCUGUACUGUCCCUUCAUCCGGAUAAGCCCGCUGACCUCACCCGAAGAUCCGGGGGAAAGUGGGAUACGUCGAACAGACUCGCCAUUCCAAUCGUUGUCUCGGAAAAUUUGCAUCGACAGUGCGCAGAUACUAGCCGAAGUCUUGCAUGCAUAUUGCACAGGAUAUGGGAACAAUUGCCUAGAUGUCUUCGUUCCCCACCUGACUACCCUCGCUUUGCCAGUGUUGCUAGCGAAUGAUUGCGGCGAUCUUGGAUUUUCACAAACAGGUCCAGGAUCACCGCAUACCAAAAAGCUUGUGGCGUCUUUCCAGAAGAUGGCCCCCUACCAACAAUUCGCAGCAAAUCUAGUCGAGAUCGUUGAUCACUUGUCUCUUCAGACCUGAACCAGUAUCUGACUGGAAGGAGUACUCUCUUGUGAACUAUCAGAUGUCUAGGGAGAUAUUGUAGCCAGAUACGCACUGUUUGUAUCAUUAAAGCACAGUACGAGUAGGCACCUAUGGUGAUAAUCAUCGAAACUAAGACCCGGAACUGAACCCCGCCGAAUCGUGGUUUACAGGAGCCUACGAGCGAAGAUAUAGGGACCAUAUGAGAGUUUAAAGAUAUGAUUCCACUACGUGGGGUGCUGGGAUCAGGAUCACAUGGGGAUAUACUCAGGUCUGAGGGCGAGCAUAGAUAGGC